Rana temporaria (common frog) is the source of this 2362-nucleotide messenger RNA. Its product is annotated as ceramide synthase 4-like. Gene Ontology annotation, biological process: ceramide biosynthetic process. The record is from RefSeq and is a predicted model, not a curated record. The coding region runs from base 175 to 1341 and encodes 388 amino acids. NCBI's taxonomy places the organism in Eukaryota, Metazoa, Chordata, Amphibia, Anura, Ranidae. Gene Ontology annotation, molecular function: sphingosine N-acyltransferase activity; DNA binding. The transcript has 11 exons. Gene Ontology annotation, cellular component: membrane.
ACCCCACCUUUGCUGGCCCCUACCCGGCUCUGUCCCCGAUAUCUCCUUUCAGGCACUUCCCUGCAGAGGGAUUGUUUGUUUGACAUUUGUCUGAUCUUCUCUGGGCACUCCUCUCCUCCUCACUCUCCUCCCUUCUUUCUUCACUCACAGCUGCGGGCCCUUUUCUGAGUAAGGAUGGAAGCUCUUCUCAACCAAUGGCUCUGGAGACAGGAAUACUGGCUUCCCCCUGGAGUUACCUGGGAAGACAUGAAGGAAACAGAAAAUGUCCAUUAUCCUAGACCUUCUCAUCUCUUUUUCGGAAUUCCAUGUGCACUCAUCCUUACUGGUUUGAGAUUUAUAUUUGAAAGGUGUGUGGCUUUACCUCUGAGCAAAAAAAUGGGCAUACGGGAAAAGUACAAACGGAAACCUUCAAAUAAACCAGUUCUGGAAGACUUUUACUCAAAGAAUGGAAAGCAUCCAACUGAACUUGAAAUCCUCAGUUUGUCAGCUGAAUGUAACAUGCACUUUCGACAAGUUGAACAUUGGUUCCGAUAUAGGCGAAACCAAGACAGAUCAAGCACAACCAAAAAAUUUUGUGAAGCCAGCUGGAGAUUUAUAAUCUACUUGAUAUCAUUCCUUACUGGAGUUUCUGUACUUAUCGAUAAGCCAUGGUUUUGGGACCAAAGGGAAUUCUGGACAGAUUAUCCCUAUCAGCCAUUGGUGUCCUCCUUGUACUGGUAUUACAUGCUGCAGCUGGGAUUUUACUCAUCGAUGCUCAUGACUUUAGCUUUUGAUGUAAAAAGAAAGGACCUUAAGGAGCAGACAGUACAUCACUUUGCCACGAUUUUCCUGAUUACAUUCUCCUAUUGUGCUAAUUACAUGCGUGCUGGGACCUUGGUGAUGCUGCUGCAUGAUGCAGCUGACCACUUUCUAGAGCUAGCAAAGAUAUGCACUUACAGCAAGUGGAAAAGGACAUGCAACAUAUUGUUUGUAAUCUUUGUUUUAGUAUUCAUUGUCACUCGUCUGUAUCUGCUUCCUACAAGGAUUAUUUAUAGCACAUAUUACUACUCCAUGUUACGCUUUCAGCCUUUCUUUGGAUAUUAUUUUUUUAAUGCCCUACUAAUGAUUCUACAAAUACUGCAUAUGUUUUGGGCAUAUAUGAUAUUGCGGAUGCUUUAUAGGUUCACAUUCACUGGAAAGCUAGGCAAUGAUGUUCGAAGUGAUGUGGAGGACAGUGACAACAGUGGACAAGGAUUCAAAAAGUCUUCAGAAGUAGAGAAAAAGAGGGGACACCGGCGCAGCAACAACAAUUUUGUGUCCCGCAAGGCUACAGAAAACGGAGUGAUUAGUAACAGUCACUGAAAGACCACUUUAGUUACAGCUACUUAUGGACCGUACCACCUAAUGCUCUUGUGAUCUUUGCUACUUUAGCUGUGUUGAAUAUAGUGGUCAUGCACUCUGGCAUAGAUGAAUUUCAGAUAUUCUAAACAUUGCAGAGCAAUGUGUUAUAUAUCUGUUGAUAGGUUACCUAAAUCCUUAUGAUGCCAUAAUGCUAUGCAGAUGUAUACAGUAUUUGAGUUGUUAACCUGUAGAGCUUACAAUCAGAUUUUUUUUACGUUGUGCUCUUUGUCACACUACAACUAGUUGCCAAUUUACACCAAAUCCUGUAGCCCUAUUACUAAUUUAAAAUAUCUGAUUAUAGAGCUUCAUAAAACUUUAGUAGCUCUUAAACAAAAUCUUUACUAAAAUAAUGUAGUACGCAAUUUGAGUUUCUAUUACUGUCUUGUUUUUGGUCUUUAGCACAAGUGGGAUAAAGGCUACAUUGUAAAGGUUAAGUCCACCCAAAUAUCAGCCUGCUGGUAGAUGCCUGAAUGAUGAAUUACCCAUUAGCUUCUAUUUUUAACAUGGGCACCAGAGAAAAAUGGUGGUAGCUGUUGUCUCAGCUGUGCCCAGUUCACAGGAACAUCCAAUGGCCAUAGUACUUGAGCCUUUUCUAACAGGACGAUCAGAGCCUGGAACUCCAGAUGGUCAUUUUCCAUUUAAAAGAAGGUAGUGAAUGUUUAGGCAACUAGCAGUGACCGAAAAUAAAAAAAGAACUUCAAUAUGAGUAGAUGGACUGACCUUUAAGUGGUUACUUUUUCUUGAAUGAUGCCUUAUUGAUUUCUUUUAAAUUAUACCAUUAUUUUUAAAACCAAAUUCAGAUAACCAGCUUCAAAAUAAUUUAUGGCCAGUUACAGUAUAUGUAAGGUCAAUAAAAAGAGUUUGGAGUUUGGAACCAUUUUGAACUGUUUUAACUGAGAAUACAUGUAUACUUUUUUAUUGUUGUUGGUAGAAAUAUAAUUAUUGAACUAAAUAAAUAAUAAAGUCUAAAUGCUAAAGUUAA